Meleagris gallopavo (turkey) is the source of this 4848-nucleotide messenger RNA. Lineage: Eukaryota; Metazoa; Chordata; Aves; Galliformes; Phasianidae. The record is from RefSeq and is a predicted model, not a curated record.
CUGGAGAAGAGGAGGUUGUGGGAAGACCUCAUUGCUCUCUACAACUGCCUGAAAGGAGUCUGCUGUGAGGUGGGUGUCAGACAUUUUUCUCAGGUGAAAAGUGAUAGGAUGUGAGAAAAUGGCCUCAAGUUGUACCAGGAGAGUUUAGAUUGUAUACUGGGGAAAAUUUCUUCACAGAGAGGAUGGUCAAGCAUUGAAUCCAGCUGCUGCAGGCAGUGGUGGAAUCCCCAUCACUGGAGGCAUUUAAGAGGCAUAUAGCUAGGCACCUAAGGACGUGGUCAGAUUGAACUUGGUGAUCUUGAAGGUCUUUUCUAAUGUAGAUGAUUCUAUGAUAUUGCGUAUUAUCUUCUAUUCUUGCUACAUAAGAUCUGCAAUUUUUUCAGGUGAAAUUUUUUGUAUUGCAUCAUAUCUGUGAGGUAUUAGUACCUUCUUUGCCACCUCCUUUCUUUUUAGGUCCUACGCUUUCCAGAAGUAUUUGCACUGCCAGCCAAAUUUCUUCAUCGUCACACCAGCAAACAACCUGAGUGCUGUAACACCAGCUUUGGAGUACCUGGCAAGCCUAUGAGUGAAGAGAGUGUUUUAUACUUUAAAAGGAGGAUGAGCUAAAGCUUUAGUUGGAGAAAGAAAUGAAGAACAAGUCUGUGGAGAACAGGCCCAUGUGGCAGAAGCAGAGGAGGCAGCUGAGGACAGUAAGCACGCUAAUGACUGCGACUCAAAACCACUUCUGAAACUGAAAUUUCCCCUUUGUAUCACUCUUCUUAAAAGCAAAUUCACAAUGUUACAUCAACAGCUAAUAAUUGUCUUUGGUAUAUCACUAGCUGGAGAUAUAUGUGCAUCUAGAAGAUGCUAUUCAGAAGACCAAGUGUCCAUGUAUAAUUCCUGCAACCUCACAAGUGUUCCACCUGUGCCAAAGGACACUGCAAAGCUUUUUCUAACUUACAACUAUAUCAGACAAGUGACUGCAACUUCAUUUCCACUGCUGGAGGAUUUGUUCUUGUUGGAAAUUGGAACACAACGUGUCUUUCCCCUUUACAUAGGAAAAGAAGCUUUCAAGAACCUGCCAAACCUUCGUGUCUUGGACCUGGGGUUCAAUAACAUUCUUCUGCUGGAUCUUGAUUCUUUUGCGGGUUUGCAACGCUUGACCAUACUCCGUCUGUUUCAGAACAACCUUGGAGAUUCCAUCCUGGAGGAGCGUUACUUUCAAGAUUUGAGCUCAUUAGAAGAAUUGGAUCUUUCAGGAAACCAAAUCACAAAACUUCAUCCACACCCCUUAUUUUAUAAUCUAACCAUCUUGAAAGCUGUGAACCUGAAAUUCAACAAGAUAUCCAACCUGUGUGAAAGUAAUCUUACCAGCUUCCAAGGAAAACACUUUUCAUUUUUCAGCCUCAGUUCUAACACUCUGUAUAAGACAGAUAAAAUGGUCUGGGCCAAAUGCCCAAAUCCUUUCAGAAAUAUUACAUUUAACUCACUGGACGUUAGUGAGAAUGGCUGGAGCACAGAGACAGUCCAAUAUUUCUGUACAGCUAUUAAGGGGACUCAAAUCAACUAUUUAUCAUUUCGCCUUCAUACAAUGGGCUCAGGAUUUGGCUUUAAUAACUUAAAAAAUCCAGAUAAGGAUACAUUUACAGGACUAGCAAGAAGUGAUCUUCGUUUGCUUGAUAUUUCCAAUGGAUUCAUUUUCUCUCUCAAUUCUUUAAUCUUUAAAAGCCUUGGUAAUCUGGAAUUUCUAAACCUUUUCAGAAACAAGGUAAAUCAAAUCCAAAAACAAGCAUUUUCUGGGUUGGAAAACCUAAAAAUUCUCAAUCUCUCAAGUAACCUUUUAGGUGAGUUGUACGAUUAUACUUUUGAGGGGCUACACAGUAUAAUCUAUAUUGAUUUACAGCAAAAUCACAUUGGGAUGAUUGGUCAAAAAUCUUUCAGUAACUUAGUAAGUCUGAAAAUAAUUGAUCUCCGAGACAAUGCCUUAAAAAAACUCCCUUCCUUUCCACAUCUGACUACUGCCUUUUUAGGUGACAAUAAGCUGAUAUCUGUAGCUCACGCAGCAAUAGCAGCAACACAUAUUGAAUUAGAGAGAAAUUGGCUUGCAAAUCUGGGUGACCUGUAUGUUCUUUUCCAAGUUCCAGAUAUGCAGUAUCUUUCCUUAAAACAGAAUCGUAUCUCUUACUGUGAAAAACAUGUUAAUGCUAUAGAAAAUAGCCAGUUGAUUUAUAUGGAUCUAGGAGAAAACAUGUUACAGCUUGUGUGGGAGAGAGGUUUAUGUUUGGAUGUGUUCAGGACACUGUCUAAACUUCAGAUUCUAUUCCUGAACAACAACUACCUUAGUGCUCUUCCACAGGAGAUUUUUAGUGGUCUAACAUCUCUAAAAAUACUUAAUCUAGCCUCCAACCUAUUGUCUCACCUCUCUCUUGGGGUUUUUCCACGAAGCCUAAUAAACCUAAACUUGUCUGGAAACCAGCUUUUUUCCCCUAAGCCUGAAGUCUUUAUGACUUUGAGUAUUCUGGAUAUAACACAUAACAAGUAUGUCUGUGAUUGUGCUUUAAAAAGCCUUCUAGUGUGGCUAAAUGAAACCAAUGUAACCCUAGCUGGCUCAGAGUCUGACAGGUACUGUGUGUAUCCACCUGCAUUAGCAGGGGUACCAGUGUCACUUCUGACAUAUGAUGAUUGUGAUGAAGAUGAACUCCAGCAGACACUCAGGUUCUCAGUAUUCAUUUUCAUUUCUGUCACCCUUCUGAUGUUUCUGAUGUCAGCCAUUAUUUUUACUCGCUGUCGGGGGAUUUGUUUUGUCUGGUAUAAGACCAUCACCAAAACUUUGAUAGGAAGCCAUCCACCAGCAGCAGAUACAAGUGAAUACAUGUAUGACGCGUAUUUGUGCUACAGCAAAAAUGAUUUCGAAUGGGUCCAGAAUUCUUUGCUGAAGCACUUGGAUUCACAAUAUUUUGAUAAAAACAGAUUUACCUUGUGCUUUGAGGAACGAGAUUUCUUGCCUGGGGAAGAACAUAUCAACAAUAUUCGUGAUGCUAUAUGGAAGAGCAGGAAAACCAUCUGUGUUGUUACCAGGCAUUUUCUCAAAGAUGGGUGGUGUGUAGAAGCCUUUAAUUUUGCCCAGAGCAGAUACUUCAGUGAUUUGAAAGAGGUUCUCAUUAUGGUAGUAGUUGGAUCACUUUCUCAAUAUCAACUGAUGAAGCACAAGCCAAUUCGAAUUUUUUUACAAAGAAGUCGAUAUCUGCGUUGGCCUGAAGAUUAUCAAGAUAUAGACUGGUUUUUAGAUAACCUUUCUUCCCAAAUUCUGAAGGAAAAAAGAGUGCAAAGGAAUGUCAGUGAUAUGGAGCUGCAAACUAUAGCGACAGUCUCACACUGACAGUUGAUGGGUCGCUAGCUUUCUCAAUACUUUCUAUUUUAGCUGUGCUAUGGGAGGACAAAACAGAUCUGCUUUAUCCUUCCCUAAAAAAGCAGGUAGAGAGUUUCGUUUUAAAUCCUACUAAACUUGGAAACAACUUGAGAGCCAAGAAAGUGCAAUUAUUUUAUGGACAGUGGCACUUAUUUUCAGAAGAAUUAAAUGAAUCACAAAUGCCUCACAUUUUGGAUGCUCAGCUUCAAACAACUUACUAUUGAUUUUCAGAGUGUUACAUACUUCCAGGUCUGUUUCAGUGACAGGAGGAUGCCCAUUUUUACUUUUUAUUACUUUCAAAAAGAGACCACUGUACCUUGUGGGAGUGCCUUACAACUUUAUGUUUUAAAAUGGUGCUAUAUAGAUUUCGUUUGUUUUCUACUCAGCUAGGCUCAGAUUCUCAACUGCAACAUACAGCCUCUGAACUUCAUUCAUUUCUUUCCCCUUUUCACUUCCUCUGCAUGGUGGCGAAACCACAGUUACUGGGAUGCUUCAUUUGCUGCUGUUCCAAUUGGUCAUUUUCUCAGCUGCCUCCCACCCUGCAGAGAGAAGCAGGUAUCCCCUUCACAUCUGAAGCAAGCCUGAAAACCAAACAAGAAACUACCUCCAUAGCCAUGAGUGGCUCCCGGGAAGCUUUCACAUUCAGUGGAUGGAAUAUAUGGAUAACUUGUGUGUCUUGUGGGUUGUUCUUGGUAUGUCCUGUAUCCUGAUCAAUUAAGAUUUUUUUUUUCUGAUUCUAUUGAAAUAGUUUUCUAGAGUCAUAAAUGUCUGGUAUGCUCUUUCUUCUUUUUACCUUUCUUUUCUUAAGUUAUGCGUUUUCAGGGAGACGUUCAGGGUCAUUUUAAUAAAAGUCUGAUCCAUCAUUGUUGUGGUUUAACAACAACUGCAGCUCAGCACUGUGCAGCUAAACUUCCUCAGCCUCACCAAAAUAAUUCCAGUAUGGGCUGUAGUGAAGAUGCAGGAACAGAUGGGUUUACAAACUGGCUGUCUUGACCUGAGCUGCAAACAAAAACUACCAUCUUAACUAUUUCACAGAAAUAAGAAGGUACAAUCCACUUCAUGUGAAUGCAGCUGUUUGAGUAUAGAAGCAUUUGUGACUGAUCUAAUUUACUUUCAAUAUUCUAUUAAUACAACUACUACAGUGAAAUAUUAUUUCUGUCUCAAUCAGUGUAGGCAUCCAUGAACAGAAAAGGGCUAAACCUUGUAAAGCUUGCUUGGGGCAGAGGGAUUGAAAAAGGGACCAAGCUGUGCUCAGGAAGCCCUGGGUGUCGCUGUUGGUUCAAGUAACGGCGAGGGUUUCUCUACACUCCUGCCUCUGUCCAUUGCAGCCACUGACAUUACAGACAAAUGCUGCUGCAGAAGGUCUGAGAAAGAAGCAGCAGUCUCAGCUUCCCAAAGACCCUGCAGGCUGUUAGGAAAGCUAUCGUUGUGCCUUUCUUUCAGGUCUCUAAAAAUGUCAA